UCUUCUCCAGAAAUUACUAGACUCAUCCUCUUCCUCCUAUAUAAAUCCCUUGCUCCUCCUCAACUCUUCAAUCGAACCGAACCAAAAUUGAACUCAAUCUUAGCAUACAAAGUUCUGAUAUAAUCAAUCUUCUCAAUCUCGAUUACCGAAUCUUCACUUGAAGAAAAAAUAAUUAUCAGAAAUGGCGAUGAUUCCAAGCAUCUUCGGAGGCCGACGAAGCAACAUCUUCGACCCAUUCUCUCUCGACAUCUGGGACCCCUUCUCCACCACUCUCGCCAACGUCCCCAACUCUGCCCAUGAGACCUCUGCCUUUGCCAACACUCGCAUUGACUGGAAAGAGACUCCAGAAGCUAACAUCUUCAAAGCUGAUCUUCUAGGGAUGAAGAAGGAAGAAGUGAAGGUGGAAGUUGAAGAAGGAAGAGUUUUACAGAUUAGCGGGGAGAGAAGCAAAAAGCACGAGGAGAAGAACGACAAGUGGCACUGCAUCGAGCGCAGCAGCGGCAAGUUCCGUCGCCGCUUCAGGUUGCUGGAAAAUGCAAAGUUUGAUCAGGUCAAGGCUACGAUGGAGAACGGUGUUCUGACUAUGACUGUGCCCAAAGAAGUGAAAAAGCCUGAGGUUAAGGUUGGUUUGGGAAGUGAGUUGACUUUUGACUUUUUUGGUUAUUUUAAUCUGGGCUAAAAAGUUUGAUUUGGGAAGGAUUUUUUGAUUUUUUGAUUUUUUUGACUUUUUUUGUGAGAGAAUAGUGUAAUGAUUAUGGAUUGGAUGUGAUAUUUUGCUUUUUAUGACUAAAAUAGCCAAAUUAACCAUUCCCAAACGGAUAAGUCUGUUGAGAUCUCUGGCUGAGUUAAAAGCCACCAUUCUUUGCUACCCAGAUUUUACCUUUUUUUUCUUUUGUGUGUGUGUGUGUUGAUUUAAUGAAUAAGGAUUUGUACUAGUUUUUUCA
Molecule: messenger RNA, 944 nt
Organism: Camellia sinensis
Lineage: Eukaryota; Viridiplantae; Streptophyta; Magnoliopsida; Ericales; Theaceae
Product: 17.8 kDa class I heat shock protein
Source: RefSeq, a predicted model, not a curated record